This is a messenger RNA of Mucor velutinosus, 726 nucleotides long. It is a transcript of the gene ALO1, whose product is annotated as D-arabinono-1,4-lactone oxidase. NCBI's taxonomy places the organism in Eukaryota, Fungi, Mucoromycota, Mucoromycetes, Mucorales, Mucoraceae. The coding region runs from base 1 to 726 and encodes 241 amino acids. Gene Ontology annotation, molecular function: ATP-dependent diacylglycerol kinase activity. Gene Ontology annotation, biological process: phosphatidic acid biosynthetic process. The transcript is spliced from 3 exons. Gene Ontology annotation, cellular component: endoplasmic reticulum membrane. The record is from RefSeq and is a predicted model, not a curated record.
AUGGCUGAUAAGGCAUCGCUACAACAAGAGUUGGAUCAAUUAGUUAAGAAAUAUACCCAUGUACCUGCAAAAGGUGGCUGGGAGAUACCUCGCAAACUUUUUCAUUACUCUAUCGGGUUCGUUGUAUUGUAUCUCUACAUGAACGGCACAGAAACACAAGACGUGUAUCCCAUCUUGAUUGUGUUUUUGAGUAUUGUGGGUUCUGCUGAAUUGCUUCGAUUCAAUUUUGAGUGGUUCAAUCAACUUUACUGCUACUUGCUAGGUCCACUUAUGAGACCAUCCGAAAUCAAGAAUCGCAUCAAUGGUGUUGUCUAUUAUUUGUUGGGUUGUGUCAUUGUUCUUUACUACUUUCCAAAAGACAUUGCAUCCCUCAGUAUUAUCUACCUCAGUUGGACAGACCCUACAGCAAGCAUCUGCGGCAAAUUAUGGGGAAAGUAUACACCACAAUAUGGUGGUAAAAGCCUGGCUGGGUCCUUGGGCGCCAUGACAACGGGUGCGCUUGUGACAUACAUGUACUUUGGUCCGUUGGCACGUUAUCCUUUGUCUUACACACCAGCAACAUCUGAAAUUCCAUUGAUUGUCAUGGCCUCUUAUGGUGGUCUCGUGGCUGCAUUAAGUGAAGGUGUGAGUAAUUUACUAUUUGGAUUAGAUGAUAACUUGACUAUUCCUGUGAUCAGUGCGGUUUUGCUGUGGAUACCUUUAGUUGGCCUUGGGUUGGGUAAUUAG